Frieseomelitta varia is the source of this 1754-nucleotide messenger RNA. RefSeq names its product NADH-cytochrome b5 reductase 2. The coding region runs from base 524 to 1447 and encodes 307 amino acids. Gene Ontology annotation, cellular component: mitochondrion. Lineage: Eukaryota; Metazoa; Arthropoda; Insecta; Hymenoptera; Apidae. The transcript has 5 exons. Gene Ontology annotation, molecular function: oxidoreductase activity; FAD binding. The record is from RefSeq and is a predicted model, not a curated record.
CUGCUUUAUCAUUCGAUAGUAAAUUUCAGUCUUAAAAAUUGUACGAUCAUUCAGUUAAGCAAUAGAUAGUUUAACGCAUUAUUCAAUGAAUUCAUAGAAUAAAUAUUGAUGUAGUUUAGAGUAAAGAUUGAUUUGUAAUUGAAAUAUUUUCCUAAACGAUUCUCAUAAUCAGAAAUAAAUCAAAUUGAAAGAUAUAAACGUAAUUGUGAAUAUAAUAGUGUAAAUAUUAUCGUUAUUAUGUCGGAUAAAGAGAACCUUACAUCAAUUGGACCUAAUGGUAGCGCCCUAUAUCUGACCUCAUGUAGAAGCCGGCAAUUUCUCGAAGUGUGCGCAUAAAAACUUCAGAAACCGGUGAUUGGUGACAAAUCAGACAUUCUCUGUAUUUUUUUCUAAUACAAGUAAUCUCCAACCGUUAGUAUUUGCGAAUUCUUUUUUAUUAAUCCCCUCUUCCUAUGGUCAGGACCUUAGUCUUAUUCUCUACGCUCUUUCGCUGAACUUCUAACCACGUGUAAUUUAAUUUACGAUGUCAAAUUUACGAUCAUUGUUUGUACCAAUAUUGGCUGCUGUAGGAACCAUAACUGUAAUAGGAUUAGCUGUGAAAUUCUACAAAAGUUGGAGCAGUAAACAAAAGAAAUCUCCGAUUUUAUUAGUUGAUCCAGUUGAAAAAUAUAGUUUACCAUUAAUAAAAAAAGACAUAAUAAAUGACGAUACAAGAAAAUUCAGAUUUGCAUUGCCUACUCCAGAUCAUGUAUUAGGAUUACCAAUUGGUCAGCAUGUACAUUUAACAGUGAAAAUUGAAGACCAAGUUGUUAUACGUUCUUAUACUCCUGUAUCAAGUGAUGAUGAUCAUGGUUAUGUAGAUCUUGUUAUUAAGGUUUAUUUUAAAAAUGUACAUCCAAAAUUCCCGGAAGGAGGAAAAUUGUCUCAGUACUUAGACAAUUUGAAAAUCGGAGAUACAGUUGAUUUCAGGGGACCUUCUGGUCGACUUAUUUAUAAAGGCCGUGGGAAGUUCUGUAUAAAAAUUUUAAGAAAAAGUCCACCUGUAGAAUAUAAUGUUAAAAAGAUUGUAAUGUUAGCUGGUGGAACAGGAAUUACACCAAUGUUGCAAUUAAUUCGUGCUAUAUUAAAGGAUUCCACAGAUCAAACUCAAGUUUCUCUACUUUAUGCCAAUCAAACAGAAAAAGAUAUAUUACUUCGUGAUGAAUUAGAAGAAAUUGCAAAAAAUCAUCCUAACAAAUUAAAACUUUGGUAUACACUAGAUACCGCUCGUGAAAAUUGGGAAUAUAGCACUGGAUAUAUAAAUUCUGAUAUGAUAAAGGAAAAUAUGUUUCCUCCAUCAUGUGACACAAUAGUACUUAUGUGUGGUCCACCUCCAAUGAUUAAUUUUGCUUGUAAUCCUAGUCUAGAUAAACUCGCAUAUGAUCCAAUGUUACGAUUUGUUUAUUAAAGUAACAAAUUAUUUUUGUUGCAUUUAAAUGUAGAUUUUUGUUUAUUAGUAUUUCCUUAUUCUAAAAGACAAUGGUUUUAAUUUUCUUAAAAAUGUAUCUCAUUUUUGGUAUGGAUCUGUAUUUAUAUGUUGGUGCAAUGUACAUGCGACUAUACAGUCAUUCGUUACAAUUGUACCAUUAACAAAAUAUUUUUAAUUUUUUUAUGCAAUUCCAUACUAAUUAUAAAUGAUAUUUCUGUUUUUUAUUAAAAUUUUGUAUAAAGUACGUUGCUGGUGUAAAGCUUUAGUAAAGAAAAUACAAAUUGAA